This is a messenger RNA of Anopheles gambiae (African malaria mosquito), 1869 nucleotides long. RefSeq lists its product as uncharacterized. The transcript has 3 exons. The record is from RefSeq and is a predicted model, not a curated record. The coding region runs from base 115 to 1137 and encodes 340 amino acids. Lineage: Eukaryota; Metazoa; Arthropoda; Insecta; Diptera; Culicidae.
ACGCCGCGCGAAAGCGUGAACCGCUCGGACAGUGCGCGCAGUGCCAGCAAGUGGCCGGUUAUGCAACCGGCUUAACGACCGAGCCGCUACUACAACUGAAAGCGAGAGUGCGAGAUGUGUUACUACCGGUUUACCUGGUGCGUUCUGCUGGUCGCUGGCAUUGCUUCCCGCGCAACCGGUGACAGCAGGUCGUCCAAAUCCACAAUCAGCCACCAUCAAUCAGCGUCUAGCGAUGAGUCAUUCACCCCGCUCUCGCUGUACGGUGGCAGCCUCUUUCCUGCCGACGUUUCCGGCGACGAGCAGGCACCGUUCGCGCCGACCCUGCCCGUACCGGAAAAGCAGGUUUUGGAGCUAGGCGGCGAACCCGCUGCCGUAACCGGCCGCACCGGCACCCGAUCUCAGCCGCAGGCGGAUGUGGAGCACCUCAAUCCGGCGGCCCAAAAAAUCUAUCCCACCUUCUUCCGCAACAUCCCACCGUUGGGGCACUCGCGGCCCUACUACCAGUCGACGGAGGCGGCGAUCGAGCAGCGGUUCAACAAGCUGCGGAGUGGUGGUGUGGCGGCCGCCCCCGUCCCCCUGCCGGAGGUGGUCGCAUCGCCCCUGCUCGGUUCGGGCGAUUUCGGCAUCAUCAAGGGUGGCACCUUCUACUACGACACGGACGUGCCGGGCAAGGGGUUCGUGGACGAGUACUACGGGCUCGGGUACAGCGGCAACAAUGGGCACGGUCGGCCCCAGCUCGCCUACCUGGUGCAGAAGCCCCAGAAGGAGGAACAGUUCUCCAACUUCCGCGACUUUGCGGACAUCAACAUCUCGAACGAUCCGGCGUACUCGCACCAUGCGCCCCUGUACAUGGGCAUGGACGGGCGUGGGAAGCUCGCAAUACCGCCGCCAUCGUCGGUGGCACCUGCCACAGUACCUGAAACCAGCACGGCCGAUCCGGCGGUGAAGCGCGAACCGGAUAACAUACUGGACGAGCUGCGGUCGCUCGAUGCUUCACCGGAUUCGAAGGGCCGGCUGCGAAGCAAGGCGAAAAAGGAAACGCUGCUCGAGCGGAAAAAGCGACCAAAGUACGGCAAGAGCGUCAAGAGCGCCGCGGAGCCGCCGGAGGGUGAAGAUUACAUGGUAGCGGCAAGCUAAGCCGCUGGACACCGUGGGGGGACCUAAUCAGACUUGAGCGACAACAACGACAAAAAAACGACUUAAUUGUACAUUAAGGUUGGGGCUAGCGAAUGUCACACGCUGUUGGUGCAUUGGUAGCCACCGUUUAGUUCGUUAGUAAUUUUCUUCCCUCCCCUCCCACUAGCGUUCCAACCUUUCAGCUCGUUCCAAUCACCACUCAUUCUCAUCACUCGAACGGCCACAUGGAACGGAACUAGAUGAUUUGCACGUUACCAUCAAGCUCAUAUUCAUUAUCAUCAUCAUUACUCAUCGCUCAUCUGGGACGGAGAAAAAACGGCCACAUGCUCACCCUGUAGUCGACCAACUCUGUACUCCUGGAAUUUCGUCGUACUAGCGUAGAUAGCAGUAGAAUAAUUUUCCCAACGUCGCACACUUCCGUUCGGGUGCAGUACAGGCUUAUCGACACCGGCAUCAACACCUUCCUAUCCCUCUCUCGGGACACUAAGUAAUCCCCCGGGGGUGUGUUUAUAUAUGUGUGUCACCCUCUACCUACGCGGAGGCUACUACACGGCUAAUGACGACCGAAUAGGUUCUGGCGGGAGGGCGCGUUGGUCGAUAACGAUUUCUGUACUUGCCACCUAUCUGGAUGUGAUCGCAUCGUACGUUGCAGUGGGAAGAUCAAAAUUGUGUGCUCCUUACAUGACAUAGUUGAAUAAAAACAAAGUUUUACCUUUAAAAAGACAAACACAA